Acomys russatus (golden spiny mouse) is the source of this 3962-nucleotide messenger RNA. It is a transcript of the gene Mei1, whose product is annotated as meiotic double-stranded break formation protein 1. NCBI's taxonomy places the organism in Eukaryota, Metazoa, Chordata, Mammalia, Rodentia, Muridae. The record is from RefSeq and is a predicted model, not a curated record. The transcript has 31 exons. Bases 28 to 3855 code for a protein of 1275 amino acids. Gene Ontology annotation, biological process: meiosis I.
CUUGCGCUUCACAGCCGGAGCGAGGAGAUGGCUGUGUGGCAGAUGACGGCUGCUGACCAUGCCGCGUUUGGGAGAGAUGAAGAAUCAGUGCUGCUCCUGGAGAGGACCCAUCACCAGCAUGAUCCGCGCUGGUUACUGCCGGUGUCCCCUCACGUCUGCUUGGCCUGCGCACUGGAGCUGCUGCCGGAACCCGGCGUGUCGUUGGUGCGCAAGAAGCAUGUGUUGUCCUGCUUCCAAGAUGCCCUCGUGAGGCACACCUCCUUGGUCACACAGCUGGUAGCUCAGGACCAGAGAGUCUGCAUCCAUUUUGUACGCGUGCUUUUUGGACUGUUAAGCCACGUGGAAGACGGGAGUGCUGCCGAGCUCUGUAUUGAAGUCCUUAUCCAGCUCACCACGCAGCUGAAGCAGGAGCAGACCAUCCAGUGCCUGCUGAAUGAGUGUCGCAGAGAGCUGAGUGACAUGCCGUCCAUGGGAGGCAGCCUGGCCACCAUGACUCUUCUUGGCAAGUUGGUGGACGCCAUUCCUGGUUUGGAGAAUAAGCUUGUAACGGGGCAUGGCAACCUGAUGGAGCAUUUGCUGAGAGGCUUGGUCUACCCCAAUGAGGGGGUGCAGGCCUCUGUCUGCUACCUCUAUGGGAAGUUCUACUCCUCGCCCACGGUGGCUGAGAUGCUCUCAGGACAUUUCCGGGAGAAGCUGUGUCCCCUCUUCCUUUCCACCCUGGACAAUGCCCAGACAAAGGACCUACAGAUCAACUGUUUGGGUUUGCUGAGGCAGCUGCUGAGGUACGAUCUCUUUGUGUCGGUGAUCAUGGACAAGUCUGCGCUGGCAGAGGGCCCUGAGUGUGCUGAGCGGCCAUCAAGAGAGACCUCGCUGCCUUUGGUGCUCAAAAAGCUUCUACUCUCCAGAGAUGAGAUUCUGCAGGUGGCCAGCUCCCACUGCAUCACCGCAGUGCUGGUCCACUCCCCUGCAAAGUAUGCUGUUGCCUUCAUUCACGCUGACAUCCCAGAGUUCCUCUUUGAGCAUCUUUCAUCUUCCAGCGAAAUGCUUGUCUGGUCCUGCUACAACUGCCUGAUACUCCUGGCAGAAGAACCGCUCUUCUUCUCCACCUGUCACACCGUGUACGGGAUCGAGGCAGUGGUCAGGAGCCUACAGGGAGGCAUGCAGAUGACCAACACGGAACUGCACAAGCAGGGCCUGCUGCUCUUCGCUGAAAUUCUGACUCGGCAGCCAGAAGAGAUCAGGCUGUUCACAAGCUCAGCCAUGUGCAGAGACGCCAGCCGCACCCUCCAGGAGGCGGUGAGCAGUCCUGUGUUAGAUGUAGCCGCCGAAGCACUGAGAGCCAUUUCAGCUUUUCUGAGGAAGGACCAUCAGAGCUCUCUGCCUGUGCAAUACGGGGCGCUGCGGGCCUUGCUUGAAGCCAUGCUGGAUCGAUGUGUGGAGUUUUCCCAGACCCCUCUGAACAGGAGGUCCCUGGGCCACGCUUGCAGCAGAAACUCAGAGAAGGCCACUCUUCGGAAGGGGAAAUUCCUCCUGAGCACUCUGGAGGGGUUUAGAAACGCCUGCAGGUUGGCUGUGGAGUUCCAAGGUGAGCCUUCCGCCCAGGAGAAUCCCUUCACAGCGCCCAGCGCAGAGAAGGAAGACACCUUGGAGGCCUUCUCAGAAUUUCUUCUCUGUGCCUGUGACUCCCAGUGUAUCCCUAUGAUGAUGAGGUACUCGGAGGAAGCCACGCACCCAAACCUGAUGGAAGUUUUCCUCUCGAUUCUGCACAGCCUCUUUGUCAUCGUGCCCCACAUGAAGGUGAAGUUCUCCAAGAAGCUUGCUGACUCGUCAUUCAUACGACUGACCCUGGAGCUGAAGGCCAGGUUCUGCAGUGGCCAGAGUCACUCAUCCCUAAACCAGGUGUGUUCCAGUUUCCUCUACUACCUGUGCCUCAAUCUCCUCAUGGCUCUGGAGAACACAGAACCACCCUCCCAAGAAGAGCUCUCUGCAGUGUCUGAGUUCCUACAGCACGGGCUGCCCCAGAUAAGCAGCAGGACCCCAGAAAGCCUUGCCCUCCUGUCAGACCGCCAGUACGUGGAGGCAGCUGCACGUCAGAGGCAGUUCUGCAUUCUGCUCCUCUUCUACCUGGCUCACACCCAUGAUGACAGGUUUGUCCCCGAAGCAGAGUUAUUUGUGGCUGUGCAGAGCUUCCUUUUGUCUCUGCAGGACCAGGGUGAGUGCCCCCCACCAGUGGUCUUCAGAGCCGCCAUCUAUCUGCUGGCAGUGUGCCAGGACAAGGACAGUGUCCUGGGUGAGUCUGUGGUCAGCGCAAUCAGGAAAUUCCUAGAGGGCCUCUCAGACCUGCACCUGGUCUACACGCACCACCCGCUCCUGCUCAGGCUCUUCCUGGUGUAUCCAGGAUUGAUGAGUAGGUUUGGGUACCGGGUCUUGGAACUUUGGUUCUCUUGGGAAGAGAGCAGCUAUGAGGACCUAGGUGACGACGACGCAUCUCCGGGGCGUACCAUCUUCCCUGCCAACUUAACAGCCCUGUUCCAAAUGCUCAGAAGCGCGCCCAGCACCCUACUCAUUUUGCUGGACCUCGUCUAUUCCAGUGCCAUGGGCACAGCGCGCAAGGUGCUCAUUGUCCUGAGGACCUUCCUGCAGGAGAAUGAAGACGUGGAAGUGGGCGGUCUCAUUCGAGGCCACUUCCUGCUCAUCCUGCAGCGCGUGCUGGUGGAGUAUGGAGCUCCCACGUCGGGAGCCUCGGGGAACCUGCCACUGCUGCUGAACCUCCUGUCCUUGGUGCAGCUGAGGAACGAGUCGGAGCAAGACCUGGACAGCAUGGCCAUGAAGCUGCUUCAUCAAGUGAGCAAGCUGUGCGGGAAGUGCAGCCCCGCAGAUGCGGACAUCCUGCAGCCCUCCUUCAAUUUCUUGUACUGGAGUCUUCAUCGGACCACACCCUGUAGCCAGAAAAGAGCUGCUGCUGUACUGCUGAGCAGCACAGCCUUGAUAGAGCUUCUGGAGAAGAUGCUGGCCCUCACCUGGACAGAAGCAGGCUCUCCCAGGACUUCACUGCUCUGCUCUGCCUGGCUGCUUACAGCCUCCUUCUCUGCGCAGCAGCACGAUGGCAAUUUGCAGGUCCAUCAGACGCUAUCUGUGGAACUGAACCAAGUGCUGAAGGCUCUCAGUUUUCCAAAGAAAAGGUCUGCGUUGCUGUCAGCUGCCAUCCUGCGAUUCCUGCGGACAGCCCUGCAGCAAAGCUUUUCCUCUGCCUUGGUGGCCUUGGUACCCUCAGGGGGUCAACCACUGUGCACUCCUGAGGACACUGUCCUAGCUCCACUGGGCACAUCACAAGUGCUGUCCCUGCUCGUCGGGCUCCAGAACCUUCUGGUGCAGAAAGACCCUCUCUUAUCUCAAGCCUGUAUAGGCUGUCUGGAAGCCUUGCUCGUCUACCUGCAUGCCAGGAGCCCAGACAUUGCACUCCAUGUGGCUUCCCAGCCCUGGAAUCGGUUCUUGCUGUUCACCCUCUUGGAUGCUGGAGAGAACGUCUUCCUCAGACCCGAGAUUCUGAGACUUAUGACUGUGUUCGUGCAGUACCGGAGCAGCAGUGUCCUCUCUUGUGAAGAGGUGGGCCUUAUUUUGCGAAGUGCAGCUUUGGCUGACCUGUCAGUUCUCUCCAUUGAUACGCUGCGGGCUCUGCAUGGCUUCCUCCUGCAGGUCCAGAGCAUGGGCCUCCUGACUGACCACAGUACAAUCCAGACCUUGCAGGCCUCCUUGGCGGGCCUUUGCUCCGGCACCUUUCCAGCCCAGCCACCCCUUCAAGACAUGCUCUGCCUUGGAGGUGUGUCUGUUUCCCUGUCCCACAUCAGAGACUGAGCCUUAGGACAUAAAGGCCCAGAAACAGAAACAACUGAGACCUGUAGACUUAAUUCAGGACAUAAUUGUUGAGGGGAAAAUGACAAUCUCAGUCCUUCGUCUGGAGC